This is a messenger RNA of Closterium sp. NIES-65, 12249 nucleotides long. Lineage: Eukaryota; Viridiplantae; Streptophyta; Zygnematophyceae; Desmidiales; Closteriaceae. The record is from the annotation of a GenBank genome assembly.
AUGGCCGUGCAGAAUGCUGGGGAAGUCCUCCCCUCCCCUGUCCGUCCCAGUUUCCUUUCUCUUCUGUGGAUGUGGUUCGGAGAGCAGGAGACGCGCCCAACAGGUUUGGUGGGAGAUGGAGGAAAGGGAAGGUCGCACUUUGUCAGAGCCUCGUGCUGGUCUGGUCGUGAUGGCUUCUCCGAUCCAUCCGUGUCAUCUGUUUCCCUCAACAAGGAUGCUAAAUGGAUUAGAGCAGGAAACACUAUCGUGAGAAAUGCAAGACGAGCUCCUUCCCGCCUCCGCCUGUUGCGGCGCUGGCCCUCGUCUCUAACGCGUACUGCCUCCCCCUGCGCUUCUCCUCCUCCGCCGCUCCAGUCGGUUUCUCGUUUCUCCCGUUGCUAUCUCUCUCGUCCAUCCCUCUCAUCGCCAUUCCCUCCAUUCCGUGCGCUCCCCUGCUCGUCGUCGCCCGUCAGGGACGUGGCUCGGAGGAAGUCGUUACAACAGCCCGCUAUGGGGAAGGACCCUCCGCCUCAGCACGCGCACUCCGGUGCGCCCCAAUCCGAGCUCCCGUCCCUGCCGCCUCCCGCGCACGCGUGGGGCCGAACCAAGUCGUUUCAGCAGCAGGACUCGGGGAGCGGGGGGAGCUCGGGGAGCGGCGGGGGAUUUCGAUCAUGGUACAGCACCAAGGGCGGGCUGCCGUUGCAGGUAGGCUCGCAUGACGACGACGCGGACAAGACGGCGGGCGGGCGCGUGGGGGGUGGCAGUGAGAAGAAAGGAGAGUUCAAUCAGCAGGGGCAGCAGGGGCAGCAAGGUGAGCCCUUGAAAACGCAUCUACCGGCGUCUAUGCAACCCCAUCCGCCUUCGUUACAGCCCCCACCUCAGUCGCGCCCGCAGAGCCUGUUCCGCAAGCCGCCUCCGCUGCUGGUGCCCGCGGGGGGGGACGCGAAGCUGGCGGGGAGCAGCAGCACCGGGGGGAGCGCGGGGGAUGCGCGGGGGAGCGGACCGGCGCAGGCGGCGGCGGGGGGCGAGUCGCGGAUUAAGGGAGUGGCGUCUGUGUUCAAGAAAGGCAUGUGGAAGUUCGGGGGGCUGCGGAAAGAAAAGGAUAGCGCCGCCACCAGCAGUGCCGCCCCAUCCGCCACCAGCAACAGUAGCAGCAAAGGGGGGGCGGAAGCGCAGGUGGCAAGCCCCAGGCACUUUUACUCGGGCCCCUUCCCCUUCCCCGCGGACCGGCGCAAGACGACAGAGGCGCGGCGGUCGCAGCUGCGCCAGGGGCUGACGCCGCUGCAGGGCGUCGGCUCUCCGCCGUCGUCGUCUCUCGCGGUGUCCGUUACGUCGGAUACGCACAGCACGGACAGCGACGGGGUUACCAGCGGGUUCAAUUCGCACGCGGCGUCGCACGAGGUGCUGUCGCCGCUGCCUCCGCAUGUGAAGUCGCCUUUGGUUGGGGACAAGCCGAAAAAGAAGGGCAUCCUAGACUGGGACUUGCUUUCUCCUAGCGGCGGGGGCCUGCUCGGGAGUAAGCGCAGCGCGAAGCAGCAGCAGCAGGACGCGGCGGCGACGGCGGCGGCGGCGCUAUUGGGUAGCAGUCGCAGCGGGCGGCACGCGGACUCGCUGGCGGCGCAAGGACGAGGUGUUAGCAGCGGUGCUAUUAGCGGGCCGAUACUACCGGGGAUGAUGCCGGGGCGGCUGGGCAGUAAGGGUGCCGGUAACCCGCCUGCUGACGACAAGUCUCUCGAUAUAAGCUUCCUGCGAUUGCGGCAGGUGGAGUCGCGCCUCUCCGCGCACUUCCCUACCACUCCACCGUCCGCGUCGGCGGCGGAAAAGCACCCUCUCCCCUCCCCCACCCCCCCGCACGCGGGGCGCGGAGACACCCGUCCGCAGACGCCGGAAGAUCCGGGCGGACCGGAUUCGGCGCGCAAUCGAAUCCGAGUGAAGGGGUCCAGCAUGAAAGCGGAGGACGAGUCGUCCUCGUUACAGUCACGAGGGGCGGGAACCGCUCCUGGUGAUUUCCCCGACGGCGGGGCUGCGCCCGGGUGCAGCAUGCGGGGGGGCGGAAGCGGAGGCGCGGGAGAUUUCGCGGGGAAGUCAGGGCGGGGAGGCGCGGGUGCGUCCGCGGGGGGAGCGGGGGACACGAUAAUAGAGGUGGAGGUGGAGGAGAUAGGCGAGGACGGAGAGAUUAAGACUAAGACCAUCCCGGCGCGGCUCCUAGAAGCCACAGUGGUGCAUCAGGGCGCUUCGGGGAGGACAGUAUCGGGCCGCAUUAUGUUGGAGACGGGCGAGGUUAUGGUGGUACAGGUGGAGGAGGACGACGGACCGCUCUCGCUCGCUUUGCAGGCAGCGCUGCCGCACGCCGCCAAAGGGGAACGGGAGCGCGCGCGGGAUAGGGAUAGAGACCGGGAGAAGGAGAGGGAUAGGGACAGGGACAGGGAUAGAGAUAGGGAUAGGGAUAGGGAGCGGAGGGAGAAGGGAAGUUUCCGCGGCGGGGACGGCGCGGAUAGACCGCGGUCGAAGAGCGGGCGCGCGGUGGAGGCGGGCGCGGAAGGGGAGAUGCGCUCACGGUCGCGCAGGGGGGAUUCCGCGCACGAGCACCACAAGCGCGCGCAUGGGCUGCACGGGGAGGACGAUUCCCGCCCCAGGUCGCACUCCGGCCGCGGGGAGGAAGGGGAAGCGGGGGAGGCGCGCCCGCUGUCGCGGCAUAGCAGGGGGUCGGAGGGGCGGCGGUCGCGGAGCAUCCGCGUGGAUGGCGCGGAGGAUUGGGAGAACGGACGGCCGAGAUCGAGAAGCGGGCGGGGGGAUGAGUUUAGCGGGGAGGGGGAGGGGAAAGUAAGGAGCAAAAGCAAGGGGGUAGCGGAGGGCGGGGAGGGCGCCUUGGAAGGAUUAGGGGAAGGUUCAGGGGGAGGAGAAGGGGCAGCGACGGGCGUCCCCACGCCACGUCAGCGGCGUUUGGGGCGCACGCGGUCGCGCGCGCUUGAGGAUGCGGUGAAGGCGGCAAUGAGCGGGGACGCGGAAGCGGAGAGCGCCACUCCGGGCGCUCUUGCAUCCGCCGAUCCCCCGCUCUCCCCGCUGGUCAUGGCGCAGCCGCGCGCAGACGACGCGGCGCUCACGCCAGGUUCGCGCGGAGGGGUUUCCGCCAAUCUCACUCCGCGCAACAGAGCCAGAGGCACGCGCGCUGGGGGAAAAGAGGCCGGGGAAGGCGGGGCGGGCGCGCUGGAGUCGCCCGGGGGCGCUGCCGCGAGCCCCGCGGGGGGGGAGAGGCAGAGGCGCACGCGGGAGCGCAGGCGGACGCGGUCGCGGUCAGGCAUGGAGGAGAUUCUUCAGGCUGUAGAGGGCGCAGCGGAGGGCGCGGGGGGCGCGCGCACCCCUGUGAGUCCCUUUCGGGGGAAGUCGUUUGGGCGGGGCGAGGACGCAGAGAGGAGGGAGAGGCGGCGGGAGAGGGGUAAGGAGGGGGCGUCUCCGCGGGAGAUGGGUGGAGCGGGGGCUGCGGGGGGUGAUGGCGCAGCAGCGCAGAUCAGACACGCAACGCCGCCCCCCACGCGGCCGCCAGGGGAGAGGGGCUACAGUAGAAGCCGGUCGAGGCGCGUGGCGGAGGAGGCGGGGGGGAGAGGGGCGGGGGAGGAAGGGGGCGGGGCGGGGAGAGGCAAACCCGCCAGGUCCCCGAUUGGGGGGAGGGGGAACAGGCGGAGGAGGAGCGUUUCAAGGGUGGGGGAGGAGUUUGGCGCAAUUACUCCCCCUGUGGGCACGCCCACUGCUCUCACCCCCACUGGCGUCUCCCCCAUGGCUGUUUCCCCCGGAUUCGUUCCCCCGACCUUGUCCAAUGGGGAAGGGGGGGGCGCGGGGAGCAAGGGGGGAGACGGGGCGGAGGGCGCAGUUUCGGAUAUGUUUGAAGGGUUUCAGGUGGGUGCUGUGGUUGAUAGAGUGGCGGAGCGGUUGCAGGAGCAGGGGGGGAAGCGGAGGGAGAGAGCAGGAGGAAGGGGCGGGAAGGAGGAGGGGCGGGGGACGGUGCGGAAAGUGCGCAAGGAUGAAUGGGAGAGGAUCAAGGAGCGCGAGAGGGGCGCGGGGAAGAGCGGACGGGCGGUGGAGAACGGGGAGAGGGCGGAGAGGGGGAGGAGGGAGGAGGAUGUGAGGGCGAAGGGAGGAGAGACGAAGAGAGAGAAAGAAGGGGGGAAGGAAAGUGAAAGGGAAAGAGUGGAGGGGAGGGAGAAGGACGAUGACAAGAAGCAGGAAGCAGAGGGAGGUGAGACUGUGGGGGCCAUUGGGGUUAGUACGGAGGGAGGUAUGGAGGGGGUUGAUUCAGUGGAAGCUCAUGUAAACCCCCUGGGACAUGAGGAGGGCGAUGGAAAGGAUGGUGUUGUGGUGGUGAGGGAAGGCUUCGAGGCAGCAGCGCCGGCGGAGAGCAGGGAGAAAAUGGAGGCGGGGGAGAAGGCGCCGCCGCAGCAGGAGGUGGCAGCAGCAGCUUCCCAGGUCGCCACAGCAGCAGCCGCCCCUGCUACAGUUCUCCCUGCAGGCCCACUGCCAACGGUGGUGCCUGUGGCUGGAGUGGCGAGAGUGGGGAGAGUGGGGGGAGCGGGCAUGGACGAGGAGGAGCGCAAGGUGCUGCAACUCAAGGGGCUCACUCGCCCCUCCGCGCUUGCUGUCGCCGUCUUCUCCCCCACCUCCGCCCGCCUCAUCUCCCCCUCCGCCACCACCUCUCAAACCACCUCCCCGCAUGCCCCCUCCCCUGGGUCCGCCCGCCUCGUCUCCCCCACUUCCGCCAGCAUCCUCUCUCCCACAGCUGCCGCCGCCUCAGGUGCCGCGUCAGGUGCUCCGUCAGGUGCCGUUUCCCCUGCAAUUGUGUCUCCUGCCAGCCAGCCGUCACCAGGGUCGGUGCGAGCAGGCCUCUUCUCAUCCGCAGCGGGUGCUGCAGCAGCAGUGGGAGGGGGCGUGCUGAGAGCGUUGACUCACAGCAAGUGGCGUGGCAGCGGCGGCGCUGCCAGUCCCGGCAGCAGCAGCAGCAGCAACGCCCCCGCCCCCGCAGCAGCUGCAGGAGGAGCAGCAGCAGCAGCAGUGGUGUCUCCUACUGGUGACCGUGACGCGGCUCUCAUGCAACAGGCGGCGGAAGCGGCUGCUGCGUUUGCUGCUGCGGGGAGCAGUGGGCAGGGGAGCGGGGGGGGAGGCGGAGAGGGGGGCGCGGGCGCGGAAGAGAUGCAGGCGCGGACGGCAGUGGGGAAGGCGAUCGUGCAGAGCAGGCUGGCGCAGGCGCGGCGGUGUGUGACAGUGGGGGAGCUGGACGUGAGUAACAAGCUUGCUGCGCGCAAGAAGGGGCAGUGGGGGCGGACAGGGCCGGGCAGUGGCAAGGAGAGAGAGGGAGACGUGCUGAGCCCGUGGGAUAGGUUGAAGGAGACGCGGAAACUGAUGCCUCUGGCUAGUUUCAGGGGGCGGGACGCGGAGGGGGAGGAGGAGGGCGGGCAUGUGGGGCUCAUGGCGAAGCUCAUGGGGCGCAGGGAGAAGGGUGCGCAUGGGGGAGGCGCGGAGGGGGAGGGUGGGGGCGAGGGCGGGGGCGAGGGGCGGGGCGAGGGAAGAAGCAUGAGGCGGAUGGGGUCUGUGGAAACAGGGACGAGGGUGCGGCUAGUGGAGCAGGGCAGGGCAGUUUCAGACGGGGCUAUGCUCGCCGCUGCUGCAGAGGCCGCCUCUGCCGCCUCCGCCGCUGCUGCUGCUCCUGCUGCUGCUGAAGCUGAAGCUGAUGAUGGGCGUGGGAGCAGGGAGGGGGAUGCAGGUGCGGGUGGUGAGACUGGUGUGGGCGCAGCGAUGGAGGUAGAUGCAGGUGUUGCCGCUGCUGCUGUUGCUGCGGAAGGGACGGACGAGAGUGGUGGUGAUAUGGUUGUGGGCGAGGGGGGAAAGCUGGGGGUGGAAGAUGGGGUGGAUGGAGGGGAGGCGAGUGCGAUGGAGGGAGUGAGUGGAGGAGGAGGUGAGGUAAGUUUGGGGGAUGUGGAGAUGGGGGAGGAGGGAGAGAAAGGGGAGAGAGGGGUUGGGGAAGGAGUGGAAGAGCGCGACAGGAUGGAGAGUGUGAGGGUGGAAGGGAGAGAAGAGGAGGAGAGAAUGGAGGUGGAGAGGAGGGAGGAGGAGAGGAGGGAGGAGGAGAGAAGGGAGGAGGAGAGAAGGGAGGAGGAGAGAAGGGAGGAGGAGAGAAGGGAGGAGGUGAGAAGGGAGGAGGAGAAAAGGGAGGAGGAGAGAAGGGAGGAGGAGAGAAGGGAGGAGGAGAGAAGGGAGGAGGAGAGAAAGGAGAAGGAGAGAAGGGAGCGACUAAGGGUGGAGGAGGAAAGGAAAGAGGAGGAGAGUAGAGUGGCAGCAAGGCUUGAGGAGGAGAGACGAGAGAGGGAAAGGGUUGCGUUGGAGAAGGAGGAGGAGGAACGAAGGGAGCGAGAGAGGGCUGAUGAAGAGAGAAGGAUUCAAGAGGAGCAACAAAUUGAGAAGGAGCGAGAGGAGGAAAUGAGAAGGGAAAGGGAGAGGGAGGAGGAAAGAAGGGAAAGAGAGCGGGAGGAGGAGGAGAGAAGGGAGAAGGAGAGGGAGGAGGAGGAGAGACGGGAAAAGGAGAGGGAGGAGGAGGAGAGAAGGGAGGAAGAGAGGGAGGAGGAGGAGAGAAGGGUAAGGGAGAGAGAGGAAGAAGAGAUAAGACAGAAGGAGAAAGCAGAAAACGAGAGGAAGGAAAGGGAGAGAGAGGAGCAAGAGAGGAGGAAAAGGGAAGAAGAGGAGGAGAGGAUGAGAUUGGAGAGAGAGGAAGGGGAGAGAUGGGAACGAGAGCAUGAGGAAGAGGGGAGGCGAGACAUGGAGAGGCAGGAGGGAGGCAGGAGAGGCGGCAGCAAGGGGCAAGAGCAGGAGGCGAGGGGAGGCGGAUUGCGGGAGAAGGACAAGGGCGGCAAGAGCGAGCAGGAGCAGCUGCUGCUUCAGUUCCUGGAUGAAGAGUGCCGGAGAGAAGAAGGGUGGCGGGGCGGCGGCAAGGGGCGAGGGAGAGCGCAGCGGGGGGAUGAUGAUGCUGGGAGUGGUGGUGAGGGCGAUGGGGAGGGAAGCGGAGUGUUGCAUGAGAGGGAGGAGGAGGAAGAGGAAGAGGACCUGUAUGGUGAGGAGUGGGAAGCAGAUGGGAGGGUGGAGGGCAGGGGAAGGAGAGGGAAGGCGGCUGAAGUGGCGGAGGAGGAUGAGGAUGAGGAAGAAAGAUAUGAUGGUGUUGCAGCAGGUGUGGUGGUGGGGGAGGGAGAGGAAGAUUUGUAUGGGGAAGUGAGCGGUCGGGAGGUAGAGGUUGAGAGUGGUGGAGGGGAGGGUGAGGUGGUGGAGGAUGGUGGAGAGGCGGUGUGGAUGGGGAGAGACAGGGGGGUGAAUGCAAGGAGGGGUGAUUGGGAAGGAGCGGAAUGGGAGGAGGAGGAGGAGGAGGAGGAGGAGGAGGAGGAGGAGGAGGAGGAGGAGGAAGAGGAAGAGGGAGUAGUUGGUGGGGCUGAGGGUGGUUUUAGAGGGAGGCACGGAGAGGAGGGAGUGGAGGGAGAAUGGGAGGAGGGAGAGGGAAUGGUGGUGGAGGAGAAGGGAGGUGUGGAGGUUGGGGGAGGGAAGCGGAAGAAGGGACGGGGCAGGUUUGGGGUGAAGGGUGAGCGGGUGCACGCAGGAGAGGAUGAGGAGGAUGAGGGAGGAGUGUUGGAGGUAGGGAAUGAGGACGAGGAGGUUGAAGGCGGGGAAUGGAGAGAGGAAGGGAAGAAGGGCACGCGGGAAGAAAGGCGGACGCAAGGGGAGGAGGGGGGGCAGGGGGAUGGAAAGGAGGAAGGAGUGGGGGGUGCAGGGGAAGAGGGAGGUGUGGAGGGAGGUGUGGAGGGAGCAGGGGAGGCGGCAGGGGAAGGGGCAGGGGAGACAGCAGGGGAGGCAGCAGGGGAAGGGGCAGGGGAGACUGCAGGGGAGGCAGCAGGGGAGGCGGCAGGGAUGGAGAUGGAACCAGAGGUGCUGCUGAUGCGGCAAGAGGGCAUUCGCGGGCCCGCUAGAAGGAGCACCGGGCCGGGCGUGAGCGAUGGGGAGGUGGAUGGAUUGGAGGAGGAGGAAGGGGAGUUUGAUGAUGAGUAUGAGGAUGAGGAGGGGGAGUAUGAGGAGGGGGACGAGGAGGUUUACACUGAUGAGGAAUAUACUGAUGAGGAAGGGGAGUAUGAGGAGGAAUAUGAGGAGUAUGAGGGAGAGUAUGAUGAAGAGUAUGAUGAGGAAUACGAUGAGGAGGGGGAAUAUGAGUAUGAUGAGGAGGGAGAGUAUGAGGAGGGGGAAUACGAGGAGGGGGAGUAUGAAGAUGAGGAGUAUGAUGAGGAAGAGGUGGGGGAGGGGGAGGAGCUAGAAGGGGGUGUGGGUGCAGGCGCGGGUAGGGGCGCAGCAGCAGCGGGAGCAGCGGCGGCAGGUGGGGUGGUGGGGAGAAGGCGGGUGGGUGGGACUGUGGGAGGAGCGGGUGGGAGAGGCAGGGGAGUGGGCAGGGGCAGGCCGCCUAGACCCCCGGGAGGGGUGCGGAGACCUGUGGGGGUGCGAGGAGGGGAGGUGGGGGAGCAUGGGGAUGAGGAGGAAGGGGAGUUUGAGGACGAGUAUGAGGAUGAGGAGGGGUUGCAUGAGAUGGAGGAGGAAGGGGACUGGACAGAGGACGAUGCGGAUUUGGAUGAUGAGGAGUUGGGUGAGGAGGAGGAAGAGGACUUUUUGGAGGAGGAGGGGGACGAGGUGGGACCUAUGGUGCCUAGGAGGAGGAUAACGGGGCGCAGAGGGAGGUACAGGGAUCAUGGGGACGACGAGGACGAGUAUGAGGAUGAGGAGUAUGAUGAUAUGGAUUUUAUUGAUGAGUAUGAUGAGGAGGACGAUGGGUUGGGUGAGAGAGGCGGGGAGGAGGAAGAGGAGGAGCGGCCACCGGAGUUGAUGUAUGUUCGCUCGCUGUCCACGCUACGCCGCCCGGAAAUCGCGCAGAUGCAGGGCGGCGGCGUGACGCCCGCCGCCCGGCAGGUGUACUACGAGUUUGGGCCGAUCGGGGCGGCGAGGGUGCGCGCGCAGCAGUGCCGCGACCACUGGUCGUGGCUGUUCAUGCAGUAUCUAGAAACCAUGCUGCCUCGCCUGGCAGUGCAAGAUGACGACGAUAUCAUGAGUCUCACCAGCACGGGGGAUCAUCUGGAUGAUGAUGAUAAUCUCGCCUUCCCCAGCGCUGCUAGCAGCACUGCGUUUGGGAGCAGCAGAGGUGCGACGACGGCGGUGGCCGGUGGAGCAGGCGGGGGCGCGUGGCCGGAGGGAGGGCCGGGAGUGAGGGUUCUGCGGCCGGUGGGGCGGACAAACCGCAACUGGUCCGUGGCCGGGGCGCUGAGGGAGUUUGAAUGGGUGAAGCGGAAGUUCCGGGGGGUGGCGGAGAGUAGCGAGCGGUUGAACGAGGUGCACGUGGGGGAGGCGUUUGUGGCAGGGCUAUCCGUAUGGCUCAAGUACUGGGAGCAGUGGGGGGAGAACCGGCCCAAGUGGCAGGGCGAGGAGGAGGACGACAACGAGGACGACCCAGCAGCAGCGGGUGGCGGCGGUGGUGCUGGUGGUGGCGCCGGUGGUGGUGCUGGUGGUGGGAGUCUCGGGGGCACGUCUCCUGUGCGAUUCAAUGACUCUGCGACUAGUUCCCCCUGGAGGGACUUUCCCAACAGCUCCUCUAGCUCGCCCUGGCGCGGGGAUAGAGAUGAGGGGGGGGACGGCAGAGGCAGAUACGCGCACAGUGACCUGGGAGGGGGAGGUUAUGCGGGGAGCACGGGAGGUGGAGGAGGAGGAGGGGCGUAUGGCAGUGGGAGGCGACCGAGUAGCGUGUCUGCCGGGUUGUCGGGCGCAGGAGGGGACGUGCAUACAUACGGGCCAAAGCGCUGGGGCCCGGAAGGUAGCCUCCAGUCUCGCCUCGUCGCCGAGGCUCUCGGAACGGGACAAGCGCUGCCAACCACGUGCCAGCACGACGAUAUUCUCCGGGUGGCGGGGCUGGCAGCGGCGAUCAGCAGCUGGCAGCCAUCCACUGCGUGCAUGUGCCUGCUGCGCCUACUGGACCGCAUGGCCCAGUUUGAACUCCUCUCCCUCGGGAUUACCAUCUCGCCGCACCGCGACGCUGCUGCUGUGGCAGCCGCCACGGCUGCGGCUUCAGGGGUUCACGGGUCGGUGAGAGGAGGAGGAGGGGCGCUGGGGCCGUCGGCUCGGCAUCACCUGGCGGGGAUUGGCAACGAGGGGAGUAUGCCGUCGUCGCCUGCUGGGUCGCGGCGGCGCUCCGAGAGUUUCACGAUGGGCGGUGGGGGAUUGGUGGAGCAGAGCGGGCCUAUUCCCACGUCGUUUAGUGGGCUGGGGUCUGCUUUUGGCGCCGCGGCAGCAUCGGCGGCGCCGGCACAGCAGCAGGCGGGAGCAGCAGCGCAGGAGGCUUCGGCAGCAGCAGCGGGAGGAAGAGGAGGAGCGGCGGCAGCGGCGGCGGCACCAGCACCGCCACAGAAGAAGUCUGGGGGCGGGUUGCUUGCCUUCACAGCGAAUUUCACCCGCCCAACCACUCCUUUCUUUGGCAUCGGUUCCUCCUCUGCUGCCUCCCACCCUGCCCCGCCGCCUCCUGAACCCACUCCGCCGCCCGCCCCGCCGUCCAAUGUGAGCUCGCCACCUGUCUCGGACCUGUCAGGAGGGCCGCCGAUCGCUGUGGGGCCCAUGGGAAUGGCAGGGAUGGGGGGCAUGGCGUUGGUGCGUGCCCCGGCCAACCUCCCUGCAUGCCGAGCGUUCGUAAUGGCAUGCCUGAAGGCCAUUCUCUCGUCCCAGUACGAGAAAUCCGGAGGCGCAGCGGCCGCCAGCCGGAGAGCCAUGUCGGCAGCAGCAGCGGCAGCAGCAGCCGGGGGAGGAGGAGCGGGAGGCGGAGCUCUCUCAGGUGCAGAUGGAGCGCUGCUGUCGGUGCGAUCGGCGGGGAGGAAACCCUGGUGCCCCAUCCGUCUGUCCAGCCUGGCGGAGGUGGCUCUAGCGGAGGGAAUAGCCCGUGCAAAGCACAGCGAUCUCGUGGAGCGGUGUGAGGAGAUCGACCGGCUGUAUGAUUCCCUGGGGCUGGGUCCUGGCCUGCUGGCUAUGAACCUAGCGGCUGAGAUGCGGGAGCUGCAUUUCCUGCAGCCGGGGGAUCUGAUCUCCCUCGCGCUGCACUAUGAGCAUAUUGGGUUGGAGGAAGCUGCUUUCCACGUGUGCCUACGGGCUGUGGCAUCAGGAAGGCUCACCACGGACGGGUUUGACCAUGUGAUCCGCAUGGUGUUCCUGGGCAGUGGGGCGGAGUCCAUCAACGCACGCUUCGCCCGGCUAGCAACCGCGGUUAAGAACGCGCACAUCGCGAACGUGGAGGCCACGGGCGCAGCGGCGGGCGCGCGCGCAUCGUCAUACAUUGCAGAGUUUGCGGAUGCGAUGCUGCGGAACGGAGAGCUGAAGCAGCACCAUCCGUGGGCGUACGAGGUGACUCUCAACUUCCUCCGUAUGAACAUGCGCGGCGGGGGCCUGGGCGCCGGCGCAGGCAUCGGAGGCAUGGCAGCCGCGGGCGCGGGAGACUGGCGCGAGCGGGAACUCUGUGCGCUCGUGACACUCAACCGCUGGCUGGGACUCACAGCGGCAGGGGGGGUGGCGGGAGGGCUAGCGGGGGGGGAGAAGUCGCUGGAAGCGGCACAGGACAGGGCGGUGGAGAUAGUGGAGCAGAUGGCGCAGCCGGAGGUGACGGUGGGGUGGGCGGUGUGGCUGAGGAUAGGCAAGACGGUGGAGACGGAGCAUAACCUGCCUGUUCUGCUGGAGUCCAUGCAAGUCAAAUCCAUCAUGCACGUCUAUGAGAGCAUAGAGGAGGACGGCACGUGCCAGGACGCGCAGCAGCUAGAAGUAUUCGACUGGGGGUUGCGCGGCAUCCUGGUGGGCCUACCAGACAAGGACCCGGCAGCAGCGCUGCUAGAAGUGAUCUACCCCCUGGAGGAGGAGAAGGCGGACCUCACUCUCGCCAUGGCUGCACGCCUGGCUGCCAUGUCGUCCCCUGUGGACAGCCGCAUGUGGCCGCUUGCCAACACCACGUCGUUUGUGGCCCACCUGCUCGUGCUCACUGAUGGAUGGGUGUUGGACCCACGGCAGAUGUCCCGGGCAGUGAACGUGGCGACGAGGCUGUGGGGGUGGGCCAUGCCCAAGCGCUCCCAGCUCAUGGAGCAGUGCGAGACUGCGGACGAGGCAAGGGAGGUGAUGGAGCGCAGUGCGGCUUCCAUUUGGCGCUCUGUCGCUGCCUCAGGGGCACAGCCAGGAGCGUCCUAG